This is a messenger RNA of Actinia tenebrosa (Australian red waratah sea anemone), 2045 nucleotides long. Its product is annotated as solute carrier family 52, riboflavin transporter, member 3-B. Gene Ontology annotation, molecular function: riboflavin transmembrane transporter activity. Gene Ontology annotation, biological process: riboflavin transport. Gene Ontology annotation, cellular component: plasma membrane. The record is from RefSeq and is a predicted model, not a curated record. Lineage: Eukaryota; Metazoa; Cnidaria; Anthozoa; Actiniaria; Actiniidae.
UCCUGUUCUACUUUGACGAUGGAAUCAAGUUCUCUGUAAUAGUUCUCGUUAUGUAAUACUGAGCUGUUAUCGAGACACGGCAAAUCUUUCCAUCCUGUCCUUAACAUGAUCUCGAAGAUCAAAACUACGUUGUCGAGGUCGGAGGUGUCUUGGCCAACAUAUUUGUGUGUGUGUGUGUUUGGCAUUGGAUCAUGGAUCGCAAUCAAUGGACUUUGGGUAGAACUUCCUCUUCUCGUCAACCGUGUACCCGAAAAAUGGAAUCUCCCGUCGUAUCUAACAAUCAUUGCCCAACUAGCAAAUAUAGGCCCGUUGAUAUUCUCAAUUGGCAACCGUUUAGCGCCAAACCAAGUCACAGAAAAGCCUGUAAUUUUAUUGAUUUUGAGUAUAGGAGCAACUUCUUGUGUCUUGUUGUCAAUAUUUUGGGACAGGACCAGUUUGCUGUUUGGUGUUGAACACAGCACAGCGUUGUUACUCUUGUCGUUUAGCUUGGCUAUUGUGGAUUGUACUUCAUCAGUUGUGUUCCUGACGUUUAUGGCUACCUUUAAAACGGAAUACAUAACUGCACUUUUUGUAGGAGAGACUUUGAGUGGAAUGCUACCAGGAUUCAUAGGUCUUGCACAAGGAAUAGGGGAACAACAAAAAUGCUUCACAAAUACUACCAAUAACACACACACAGUCUCACAAAAUGCCCAAGAAAAUUUUGGGCCUAGUGCUUUUUUCUUGUUUUUGUUUGGAAUGAUGUGCCUCUGUGCUGUUGCAUUCCUGAUAUUAAACUAUAUGCCAUUUGCCAAAACACAGCAUGUUAAAGUACCCCUGACCAGGGGUUUACGACAGAGGGCAGUGAGUGAAGAUGAAAGACAGUCCUUGUUGGGGGUAGAUUUUCUAGACAGGGAUGACGUAUCAGAAACAUGUCCUGGAAUAUUUGGACGUUCUUGUCGCCGACGCACAUGGCAAGGGUUUAUAUACUUGCUGGUAAUCCAGGCAUGGAUCAAUUGUCUUGCUAAUGGUGUGUUAACAUCUGUACAGGCUUAUGCUUGUAAACCUUAUGGUAAUAAGGCAUAUCACUUAGUUGUAACACUGACCUCUAUUGCAAGUGCAUUUACAUGUUUUAUUGCAUUAUGGCUGCCGAGUCGAUCGGCUGUUCUCGUCACAGUUUUCUCAGUUCUUUAUACGCUACUGAGUGCUUUUGUUUUGGUCUUAGCCUCGUUAAGUCCAACACCUCCUCUCCAUGGCACUCUUCUUGGCUCUAUCAUUGUGGUUAGCGUCAGUGUACUAAGUGGAGGCCUUGUGAGCUACACCAAGUUAACGAUAUGUUCCAUCAUGAGAGAGAUAGGCCAGAGAGCUUUAUUUUGGUGUGGGAUUGCCAUUCAGACAGGGUCAUUUUUGGGUGCAAUUAUAAUGUUCCCUUUAGUGAGUGUGGCUAAGGUAUUUCAUCAGGCCAAGGAUAGCUGUUAGGCAUAAUGACUUACAUUGCCAAGUCAAACAAAGUUCUAUAAUGAAUUAGUAACUAUAACUAUAAGACAAAAGAAAUGGAAUUACAGGGGUGUAGGAGCCAGGACUAUAACCCCAAAUUUAUGGAAAAUACUAAAAUACUCACAUUAAUUAACUAAAUUCUUACAUUCAAAAAUAAGAGAAGCACGAUGCAUGCUAGUCUCCUAGCAUUAGUAGUCUCCUACCCAGCCACUAUUAGUGUCGUCAAGCUGAGUACAUAGGGGAGUGAGUGUUGCGUGGCAACACUAAAAGCUGCUAGGAGGAGACUAGGCAUAAGCUUUCUAUUCCAUAAUGUGCAACCAUGCGUAAUAAUUAGUAUAAAAGUAGGGAGAACACAUGCAUAGUUGCAUAAUCGGUGAAGGGUAAUUUCUGGAAUUACACAUUUCAGAGAAAUUUCGUUAUUGCGGUCAAGCCAGUCAUYUAUAAACAUCUCACUCAAGCCUUUCAUUUAAAAACUUUUUUAAACACAUAAUCAAAAAUACAGUUGCAUUGCUAUCAUAGGUAAUUGAAGAACACAAACAAUGAAGGAAUUGAAAUACUCUAUUUAUAAUUAA